Nycticebus coucang (slow loris) is the source of this 16557-nucleotide messenger RNA. It is a transcript of the gene ONECUT2, whose product is annotated as one cut homeobox 2. NCBI's taxonomy places the organism in Eukaryota, Metazoa, Chordata, Mammalia, Primates, Lorisidae. The transcript is spliced from 2 exons. The record is from RefSeq and is a predicted model, not a curated record. Gene Ontology annotation, molecular function: DNA-binding transcription factor activity, RNA polymerase II-specific; RNA polymerase II cis-regulatory region sequence-specific DNA binding. Gene Ontology annotation, cellular component: nucleus. Gene Ontology annotation, biological process: regulation of transcription by RNA polymerase II. The coding region runs from base 315 to 1829 and encodes 504 amino acids.
CAGAAGACGUCGGCGCCGGAGCGGGCUCGGACAUGGCGAGGCAGCGUGCCGGCCCGAGCGGCGGGGCCCGGUGAUCCUUCCCUCCCUUCCCAUCCCCUCCCCUCUCCCGCACGCACUCCCCGCAGCCCCCACCCCGCCCCCACCCCGGGCGAGCCCGCAGCCCGGGGAGCACACCCUCACGCACGUUCCCCCUCCGCACACUCGCGUACUCCCGCGCCGGCCCCCGCUCCAGCGGCCGAACCCAGCCACGCGCGCUUUGCCAGCCAGCCGGCCGCCCCCGCCGACCCCGCCGCCCCCGGGCCCCGAUGGACUGAAUGAAGGCUGCCUACACCGCCUAUCGAUGCCUCACCAAAGACCUAGAAGGCUGCGCCAUGAACCUGGAGCUGACAAUGGAAAGUCUGGGCACUUUGCACGGGCCGGCCGGCGGCGGCAGCGGCGGGGGCGGCGGCGGGGGCGGCGGGGGAGGCGGCGGGGGUCCGGGCCAUGAACAAGAGCUGCUGGCCAGCCCCAGCCCCCACCACGCUGGCCGCGGCGCCGCCGGCUCUCUGCGGGGCCCGCCGCCGCCAACAGCGCACCAGGAGCUGGGCACGGCGGCAGCGGCGGCGGCGGCGGCGGCGUCGCGCUCGGCCAUGGUCACCAGCAUGGCCUCGAUCCUGGACGGCGGCGACUACCGGCCCGAGCUCUCCAUCCCGUUGCACCACGCCAUGAGUAUGUCCUGCGACUCGUCCCCGCCCGGCAUGGGCAUGAGCAACACCUACACCACGCUGACGCCGCUCCAACCGCUGCCACCCAUCUCUACCGUGUCCGACAAGUUCCACCACCCUCACCCUCACCACCACCCUCACCACCACCACCACCACCACCACCAGCGUCUGUCGGGCAACGUCAGCGGCAGCUUCACCCUCAUGCGCGACGAGCGCGGGCUCCCGGCCAUGAACAACCUCUACAGUCCCUACAAGGAGAUGCCGGGCAUGAGCCAGAGCCUGUCCCCGCUGGCCGCCACGCCGCUGGGCAACGGGCUAGGCGGCCUCCACAACGCGCAGCAGAGUCUGCCUAACUACGGUCCGCCGGGCCACGAUAAAAUGCUCAGCCCCAACUUCGAGGCGCACCACACUGCCAUGCUGACCCGCGGUGAGCAACACCUGUCCCGAGGUCUGGGCACCCCGCCCGCGGCCAUGAUGUCGCACCUCAACGGCCUACACCACCCGGGCCACACUCAGUCCCACGGGCCAGUGCUGGCACCCAGUCGGGAGCGACCGCCCUCGUCCUCCUCCAGCUCGCAAGUGGCCACGUCGGGCCAGCUGGAAGAGAUCAACACCAAAGAGGUAGCCCAGCGCAUUACCGCCGAGCUGAAGCGCUACAGCAUCCCGCAGGCGAUCUUCGCGCAAAGGGUGCUGUGCCGGUCUCAGGGGACUCUCUCUGACCUGCUCCGGAAUCCAAAACCGUGGAGUAAACUCAAAUCUGGCAGGGAGACCUUCCGCAGGAUGUGGAAGUGGCUGCAGGAGCCGGAGUUUCAGCGCAUGUCCGCCUUACGCCUGGCAGCGUGCAAACGCAAAGAGCAAGAACCAAAUAAAGACAGGAACAAUUCCCAGAAGAAAUCCCGCCUGGUGUUCACUGACCUCCAACGCCGAACGCUCUUCGCCAUCUUUAAGGAGAACAAACGCCCAUCGAAGGAGAUGCAGAUCACCAUUUCCCAGCAGCUGGGCCUGGAGCUCACGACUGUCAGCAACUUCUUCAUGAAUGCCCGGCGCCGCAGCCUGGAGAAGUGGCAGGAUGACCUGAGUACAGGGGGCUCCUCGUCCACCUCCGGCACUUGUACCAAAGCAUGAUGGGAGGACUCUCACUUGGGCACAAGUCACCUCCAAAUGAGGACAAUAGAUAGCAAAAGAAAACACAAAGGAAAAAAACACCGGAUUCUUAGCUGGGGCCCUUCACUGGUGAUUUGAAAGCACAAUUCUCUUGAAAAGAAACUUUUAUUCUAGCUGUAAUCAUAGGCCAGGUGUUCUUUUGUUUUGCUUUGUUUUGUUUUUAAUGGCUAUGUAGUCCAAGUACAAGCUGAAAAUUCAUCUUUUGAACCAGACACUGUCCUCUGAGUAUGCUAAGCAUCCCAGAAACCCAAAUGGGGCCUGCCUGGAGUGAGUUAGUAAUUCUAGUAUGAUGUCAGCCAAGCUCAGGAUUGCUAAAAAUGUCAUCAAUCCCACUUUGGGUCCUGACAACCUCUUACAGUCAGAGUUCCCACAAGUAACAAUGGGAAUUUGGCCUAUGUAAGAACUCCUGAGUUUAGGUUUCCAAGAUGCUACCAUAAGAAAAGAUUGUGACAACAAGAAUGACCUCAUUUGCUUUCUAAGUGUUUGGCCUCAUUCUACCACAGUACACCAAAAUUCACAGCCAUAACAUAAAAAACAUCAGAAUGAUAAUUACUGAGCACAAGUUUUAAAUGUGGAAGAAAAAAAAAAAAACCAAAAAUCCAAGGACUUGUUUUUCCAACUCAGGCAUCUUUUCAUCGAAUGGUUUGGAAUGUUUUAAGUUCAUCCAAUUUGCAAUUUUCUUUUCUUUACCUCCUGGAAAUCUCACAUGGUCUUGGAUCCGUCAAAAAACAAAUCAGUUCACUUGAGCUCAAAGUAUCAAGCACAACGUAGAUAAACAGAAGUAAAGAAAGUUCUGGAUUCACCGCAUCGGGAUUUUCAAGACACCUAUUGUGAAGUCAUUAGGGAAUCAUUGGGAAUAUGGCUUCAAGCACAUUUUGCAGUUUGCUACAAAUUCUGUUUGUACAUAAUACAGACGCACACUCAGGAGGCCAAUUUAACUGUUACGGUGCAUAGAGCAAAUGCAGCAUUUUAAAAGAUCUAGAUUUUUUUAGAUCAUUAAUAUAUCCUUCUUGGUUUAUCAGUCAUCUGGUUCCUCCUAUUAUGCAUCACAAUCACCAUGUAAUUCAUUCUUACUCUUUCUGAUUUGGGUUAUUCCCUCAUCCAUCCUAUUAGUAAGGAUGCUUUUGGUGUUUUCUAGCAGGAAAAAUCCAUCAAUCAAACCUCCAUACAUGUUAUUCAUGACUCAUCCAGUCAUAACUCUCUUCCACUGUUGAAUCAUCCUUACAAAACAGCUUAAUAAAUCUGGAUAAAACACAGCACACCAAAGAAGCAGAAUACUGCAAACCAAAGACAUGUAUUACUUGCCAUUUUCUAGCCUAAAAGUACUGUGAUUACUUUUAGAAAUCAGAAAACCUCUGCAACUCCUGAUGGCAUUCAGCUCUUGCAUUUGGCUCACUAUCGGGCUGAGCGGACCAGCUGUGCCAAGGACGUUAUUUAGCCAUGCCACCCAGGGAGUGGUCUUGCCACACCAGCUCUGGUUCCUGGCUUUCACCUUCUCUUAGCAAGUGGAAGAGUGCCCACAGAAUUCUGAGAGAUUGCAAAGGUCACAACGUGCAUAUUUACCAGUGAAUGGCCCCAGGUGGGCACCAUGGGGGUGUUCAAAGCAAGCCAAACACUGCAAUGAUUCUUUACAGACACUUGAGACUGACUUUUUUAUGAAUUACUUAAUCGAAACCAAAGAAACUUUUUCUGCACCUACUUCUGCAACAAACAAAACUGUCCCAUUAAAAAGAAUAAAUAAAUUCGUAAGUCUAUGGAAAUCACCACCAACAAGAAAGAAGCACGCCAGAAAAACAAAAGUAAAACAGCAAGACACACUGUGUUCAGACAGACCUCUUGGGACAAUUUUUUGGAAGCAGAUUUUUUAAAAAAGGGUUGAGACAAAGAAAUAAGGAAAAGCCUCCGUGGCUGCUGCUUCAUUCGACAACUCACGUGGUAAUCUUAAAGUUGAAGAUUGUCUUUAAUUUGUGCCUAUGCAGUUUUUCAAAAGAACACGGAACAGAGCAACAGAAACCUCAACAGCUACAAUACCAAAGAUGAGGAUUUCUCAUACCUUUUGUUUCAGUUCAUUAUCUCUUCUUGCCUGGCUAAAAUACUAAUAGCGCCAUUGAUCUGUAUAAAGGUAAUCAAUUACGUUUCUCUGAGCAACAAAAGGAAAAGGUCAUUUAUUUGAUUUUAUUGUUUCCCUUUAGGUUUGUUUUAUGGCUUUUUACCCCAACAUGGAAUCUCUCAAAAGGGUCCAUGGACUCCAAGUUUAAGAUGUUGGGAUAUUGAAAAAUUCUCUUCCCUCUGCUCACAGAGGGUGGGGAAUUACAUUGUUGCUUGAAUGUCCUUUGCUUAACCCUUAGACUUGGUUGUAUGGGUUCAGAGUCUUAUCAUCAGGGGAGGGAAGGGAGCAAGGGUCAGGGGUAAGGGUCUUGGCGAUGCAACCUCUCCCAAGCCACAGAACCAAAGAGUUUAUAGAGGUAUUUGCAGCCUCAUCUUCAUGUGAUUUGCAUCCUAACAGGGCUUCAUUUGGGUGUGGGGGGGAAACAUGUAAAAAUAAUUGCCAGUUUCUACUUUUCUAUUAGCUUUUUAAAAAUCAUCUGUAAAGUUGCAUUUCUAAAGAAAGAGAUAUAUAAUAUAUGAACACAUAUAUAGAUCAACUUAACAUUGGUGAUAACCCAAAAUUAUUGCUGUCCAAAUUCAUGUCUUGUUUUUGUCAAGUGCUUCAUUUGUUAAGAAUUCAGUUCAGAAUUGUUCUCAUUUCCCAUGCCAUUCUAGAGAUAACUUGCCACUGUGGAUGAUUUGGAGUAUUCAGAUAUCUAUGAAAGUUUCUGGGAAAGGUUUAAAGUCAAGUUCAAGCAUCUCAACAUUUAACCUGUGGAUAAAUGGAUCCAUGGUAUCAAAUGAGUUUCAUUUGCACUUGGAGUCAUCUCUGUUCUAUGCCUCAGCCUUGGUCAAGGUGGUGAGCAAGCCACAUACAUAAGACCUGGCCAGAACUGGGCCCUGACAUGGGGGUGUUCAUCUUCUGAAACUGCUGGGAAAGGCCAGUGGUCCAUUUUCACCAGCUCUGAGAUAUGAGGCCAUCCCAGAAAUCUGUUCUCCAGGAGCUUCCCUGUCCCGCCUGAGUGUCCCAGAUCCCCCUCAGUGAGUAGCUCCACCAGAGGGACUUCUCGUAGGGGGUCCAGCUCCUGUUGCAAUGGGUUGAUCAGGCUUCCUCAGGGUGGUAAUUACCAAUGUGUAUUGACAAGCCUGUGUGCAACCAGGCAGUAGUGUUGCUAGGGGUGGGCGGAGGGGAUGGUCUCAAUCCUGGCGGGAAAAUAUAAAGCAGGUUUUGGGAAGGCUCCCGGAGUCCUGCUGCUGGAGAGCCCUGUUGUCAUUCUUUGUGCUGCUUACUCAUUCCCACUCCCUUGGCAGGGACAGCAGCCAUUGGAGCUGUCAGAGAAUGUGGCUGUCUAUGAUUUUUGUCAUUCAUCAUGCCUGGGGGAUUAUUCCCUGACUUUGCUCUUGUGUCCCUUUGUCCCUUGCUCAUACUCUGUGUAUCCUUUGUCAAAGGACCAAGACAAGAGCAUAUUUCAGCAGAAGUGUUCCCAUGCGGAUUGAUUGCAUCUUGGGUAUUUAUAGAUGAGUCCUUGUGACUUGUGCCAAUGGAAAUAGUUGUCCGUCUGGAGAUUAGAUUGAGUAAUGGAGCCUGCUUGAUUUGGUCAGUGAUUCUUUAAUACACUAAUCUCAGUAUUGGAGUGUCUCUGGCAUCCUUUGAAGAUGUCUAGGAUCAAAAGAGGCUGAUCUUGUGGCCUCACUUUUCAACACUGGUCAAAUCAGUUCUCUGGUAAUCAGAGGAAGAUGCCCUAAUGUAAAAGAAGGCAAGAAUUUUCCUCCCAGGACUUCUGAUGAAGUGUCUCAUAGCAGAUAAUGUCAUACUAGAAAGAACUGCUUGCUUUAAAAAAAAAAAAGUAUUUGUAUACAUGUAUAAAUAUGUGUAUCUAUCCAUUUACAUAUUAAAAUUUUAAGCCCUGAAGAAUUUUAAUUCAUUAGAAAUCUGAAAGAAAAAUUUACUAUAUUGAAAGGUAAUGGAAUUUAACACAGUAAGUUCCCUCAAGAAUUUAAAUUUUAUUCUAAGUUCAUCAUUUCAGAAAAAAAUAACCAUUUGGUCUUAUUAUAGUUUAUGAUCCAUUUCCUCAAUCCAAGAAAAAUUCCAGGCCUUCCUCUGCCAUCAGCAACAAAAGCGACAAUGUGAAGGAGCAGUUCUCAACCAAAUUUCACAUUCUUCCAGCCACAGAAACCCCAAAAUGCCCACAGUUAUUAAGUGAAAAGAUAUUUUUAUUUAUUCCUUUCUAUAAAGAGGCUUGCUUUAUUUUUGUUUCAAUGUAAUUUUGGUAUUAGGAACAUAAAUUCUUUCAUUUCAGGAAUAAUAAACAAACACAGAGCCAAUGCAUUUCUUUUUAAAAGGAAAACAGCAGCAACAACAAAGCCUCAACACCAUUUAAAAGCUUUUCCAAAAUGUUAAAGAGUGUUGAGGUUGUAUCACACGUGAAGAUACAAAGUAGUCUGAGCCAGAAAGUGUGAUGCUUUCUCUGGAGAUACCCAAAAAGAGUUGUCACUAUAGCUCCUUUCCCCUAAUACCCACGAGCUCUUGGAAAUUGUGGGCUUAAGCAAUGAAAACCAAUUUGUAUUUCAAGCUAAAAUAAAAGCAAAACUAGGAAGGCAAAUCUGACAAACACAAUACACACAUAUGUAUUUUCCAAAUCAAAUAAUGCAUUCCAAAGCCAAAUAUACAUUGUCUUUUAAAUGACUCUGUCUAUGCUGGGCACCCACCUGUUAGUGCCAGUAAGUUAAAGUUUAACCUAUUUUCUUUUUAAAAAAAAAAAAUCACUAUCGCCUGUGUAGAGAAGGAAACUUUCCCACUUUUGAAAAUCUAGGAUUUAUAGGAGUGUCUGUUUGAUCUUCAAUACCAAAGUGUCAUGACAGUCUGUCUUUAUAGUGCACUUGGAUUGUCAGGAGGUUGUAAAGUUGGAUUUUUUUUUUUUUAAUUUUUGGGGAUUCAUUGAGGGUACAAUAAGCCAGGUUACACUGAUUGCAAUUGUUAGGUAAAGUCUCUCUUGCAAUCAUGUCUUGCCCCCAUAAAGUGUGACACACACCAAGGCCCCACCCCCCUCCCUCCGUCCCUCUUUCUGCUUCCCCCCCCCCCAUAGUAAAGUUGGAUUUUUAAAGACCUAAGAACAACAGGGUAGUUUCCAUUGUUGUUGAAUAAUAAUGGACUCUAUUAAAAACUGGAGAAAAGGAGAUGAUACAUGUGGUCAAGGUUGACCACAAGGCUCAGACACAAAUACUUUGAUGAUAACUCUCUAGAUUCCUAACAGAUUAGGGCCGACUUCUCAUUGUUGUUGUUACUGAUGCUGUGUGAUUCUGACUUAUUAGCCUAAGCAGGAGGAAUGAGUAGAAAUAAUAGGCGAAGAAGGGAUAGAGCUGGUAUUCCUAUAACUUUCUGAUACUUAUCUGCAAAACUGGAUAGAUUGAUAAUCUUAUACCCUUAGCUAAGACUGAGUCACCUCUGCAAUAGCAUGAGAGUCUAGUUUUAAAACAAGGCCACAAAAAUUCUUACUAAGGGAAGAAUGGCACCCCAGUUGGUUGUAUAAAUCUCAGAAGAUAGUGACAUUGGCUUUAAACAUGAAUGUCUCAGUACCUAUUUUCUAUCAAUAAUUUGUUUCUUUCCUAGGUGGAGGGGGAGAGGGUAGAAUUUAUUUGUUUUUAGAAAGUCCCAGAAUACUUAUAAAGUGCAAAAAUACUCAAGAUUAUAAUAUAUAGGACCUCACGUUAGUAGAUAGAAAACUUAACAUUGAGGCUGAUGGACUAUUGUGUGACUCCUGCAGGACCUUAAAUGCUUGCUUGAUGUUCUCAGAUACCAAAUGACUAUGACAGUCACACGGCCAGAGCAGCUUUCCUUAGAGGCUUUUGAGUUAGAUUGAUGGAAUUGACCAGCUAAUACCUUUUUAGUGGAGAAAACGUAUAUAAAGUAAAACACAUUGCUACAGGUAUGUCCAUUUCAUGGGUGUCUUCCACUCUGCUUCAUUUUUAGCAGCAAGCAUUUCACACAGCAUAAAUUUUGGUAGAUAAGUUUGCCUAAAGCUUAGACAGUCUGUCCAGCUUGGAUGUAAACAGAUUUAGAUACCUGAACAUUUCUCAUAGUUGUCUUUAUAGCAACACAUAUCACCUGUUGGUGUCUAGAUUGUGUUCAUGCAAGUGUAUACAGACUUGCUUAAUGCUAUAUACUGUAAUCUGUUACAAUAAAUGCAUUUUAAAUCAUCAUUUAACAAAUACAUGGUACUUCUCCAAUAUAUAUUCUUUUUUUUCUUUUGGUUUUUAAUUGUAACAUUAAAAACCAAAGUCCGGGGGUGGGGGGGAACCAUAUCCCAGCAUCUUCACUGUGUACACUUGGAAUUAUUUUCAUUUGGGCAUGUCCAAGAUAAAUUCAACUUUCAAGAAAUCUUGUAUAUUAUUUAGUCAUCUAUGUUAGAAAGACACCUAUGCUUGAUAACUUCGGUUAAAUAGCUUUAUUCUGGAUCUCUCAUAACUAAGCUAAAUCCAAAGACCUGAAAAAGGACCCCCCCCCCCCAAAAAAAAAGAAAGAAAAACAGUAAGGAAAAGAAAAAAAAAUAGCAAAGUCAAGCUCAAACCAAUGGGGAGAGAGAGUAGGCUCCAGUUUCCAUGAUUGAGACAACAGUGUGUUGUGUUGCUAGGGUGGGGAGCAGUGAGAGAGGUAGUGGUGGGUUUUUUUUCACGCUUGUCACAUCUAUAUGGUCUUUAACACGAGCGAGCUUCCAAAGUUAUAAUUUCCUGCUUUAUUCUCAUUUAAAGUGUGGGAAAAGGUUAUACAUUUUGUCAGUCAGGAAAUGAAGACACCCCCCCCCAAAAAAAAUAUUUUUUUAUCUUAUCUCUUUGGGUUAUGACCCCACAUGCUACGUACCAGUAAUGUAAUUAAUUUAUUUAAAUUAGUUUUGAGUACAUUAAUGUGUAGGAUUUGGGCAAGUAUUUAAUUAUCCUUUCUUAGUUUGUGUUUACCCCUUUGUACUUAUUUAUCAAAACCCAGACCAAUGGUGCAUCAGAGAUGCAAAAUCCUAUUUAGAAUACCCUCGAAGUUUAGUUUGCUUUACAAAGCCGUGAAAUUCUGUUACAGACAGGGAAAAAGUACAGGUUACGACAAAAGAAUUCGGGGUAGUUUUCCUUCUUAAAUUAACCUUAGUCUAACUAACAAUUAUUAAAUUAUUUAAGUUCGCAGCCCCACCUGGUACCAGGCGAACUUCACCUCCUAAUUAUUAUUGUGGCCCUCAGAGGCUUCAUAUUGUAACUUAUUUAUUUAACUUAUUCAGCAUCUGUUAGAGGUGCACUGUAUAGUUUAUAUUUUUUAUUUAAAACAACAGAGAGCACUACAGUUUGUUUGCUGUCAGAACAACAGAGCAAAUUUUGUGGACAAGCAAUGACUAUAUUCAUCCUGAACCAGUGCAUUCAGAAAACGUAAGCCGAGACCCUGCUUCACCAGCCUGGAUUUCGGGGCUUCUAUACAGAAACUGGAAAAAAAUAAAUUUUUUAAAAAUCAUACAUGAAAAGAGAGAAACCCUAAAACUAGCUGCUUCCAAGAAUGAACUCUGUGUGUGUGUAAAGCAACAAAACAAAAAAAGGAAAAAAAAAGCAGAAAAAGGAAAAACUUUCUAUUCCUAGUGAGAACCAAAGAAGGCUACCUCACUGACUUUUUCCAUUUGUAAUUAUAAUCGUGUUGAUGACACCAAAGAUACCAAAGAUUUCUUUCUCUGUGCGGUCUGCAUUUUGCUUGUGCUCUUUUAUAAUUUGAACUAUUCUCUCUGACAUAUGGUAUGUACAGCCACAGCUCAGAUACCCCAAAGAAAUAAUUAUCUAUGCGACGGUGGCUGCUGAUUUGGAAAGGGAUAUUUUCUGUGUUUCUCUCAUUUGUUUGCUGUCCCCUCAACCCGUUUGGGGUGCAAGUUCAGAUGCUGCUGCAAUUGGAUUCCUUAAAUUCUGAUCCCAGAUUGGUGAAGAAAACUGGUUGGAAAUGGCCUUCAGUCCUAUCCAUGACUCCUGCCCCUGCUUUGGAGCAACAGUUGUAAAUAGUUCUAAUUAUUGAACUGUAGAAACUCUGACCAUUGAAUAGUUGAGCUGGAAGGGACCUUAGGAAUCAUUUAGUCCAAGCCCCUGUGGUCUGGAGAAGUGAAAUAGUUAUCCAGGUCAAGUUAGUAACUACCCAGAGGCAAAGCCCACCCAAGCCUUCUGGACCCUGCCCAGUGUUCCGCGUGUUAUGUGGGAUGACCUCUGCAUGAGCUGUGUCAGACGUCGGCAAAUAGGAAGUGGCAAUCCUUUAGCAAUGGGCAGGAACUGGGGCUUGUCAUUUAACAUUGUCAUCUGGUAAAAGCAGUCUCAAGCAUUUUCAAUAUCACGUUAGUAUCUCAACAUAGUCACAUAUGAUCAGUUGCUCAGUAAAGGUGGCCUGCCUUGAAAGAUCAGGGCUCAUACAGGGAGUUUUACCCUAGGAAGUACAUAUUGAUCCAAAAAAAGUGUGAAGGCUUUUGAACCUCCUCAUUACAAAGUGUUAUAUAAAUAAGCUUUUGAUUUGGUGGGAGGAGAAAGCUCAUUCUUAGCCUGUUAACUUUGAUGAUUACAGAUAUUUUAAAGUCAGUAUUUAUCAAGAAAGGGAAUUUGGUCACCAUUUGCACAUGUGGUAUUUAAGCUCUUCAGCUGUUUCCUUUUCAUUUGUAGGUAUUUAUAUUUAAUUUCUAAACCAACUGCGUAUUUAUGAGAGAAGUUGAAGCCUUAUAUCAUCUGAUGUUAAAGGGUUAUUCCCUGUAAAUGAAAAAUGACUCCAAAAUUUCAGAGGAAUGGAUAUGCCAGUUUAAAAAACGGUUACUUACAAAGUUGCUUCUCUCUUGGCAUCUGACUCAUGAAAUGAAUUGGUCUCUUUAAGUUCCUUUUUAUUCCAUUAAGUGAUUAAAUCACGAUCAAGAUCCAUUCAUCCAGGUGAUUUGAAUGUUAGCUGGUGAGUCUUUCUCAAUAUUCGACCAGGUGGGUUUUAGACACAUAAAAAGAUCCACCCAUAGUCUACAUAGCUCUGGAUUGCAUACUAGUAUUUUGUAUUUCAUGUAGUGUAGUUAUCUUGGAGCUUUUUAAGAGUCCAUUUAGACAAAGAAGCUAAGAAAGGAAAAGACCAAGGAAUUCCUCAGGUCCAUGCAUUAACAGAGCGUAGCUGACAGAGGACUAGAGAAGACAGAUUGACACUCUGUAGGAAACACUUUUCCUCUUUCUGAAGUUGCCAAGCAUCACCCUGACCUGUGGUUGAAGUUCCCUGCAGUCCAAACAAGCUCAAACCCCCAUUUUCUCCCUAUACCAGGCAAACCUGUAAGGCCUUUCUUCCAAACAGCAAAUUGCUUUGGUUUUCUUCCUAAAUUCCUGUUGGAAGCAGAGUUCUCAGAAUACCUGGGAGACACAGAAAAGAUCACCUAAUUCACUGAGCAGCAGAGCGCUCCCUGUAAGCAAACGUCACCUUCCCCACACCCUUUACUGCCACACCCCUACGAGAGAGGAUCUAGAAAAAGCGAUGGCAGCCUGAACACAGAAAACAUCCCCAGUUGGCAGACCCCUCCUCAGCAAUCCCCCUAGCCUCAUGCUUCACUUGCAAAGUGUGACAUAACCACGGGACGAGUGCCUUGCUUGAACCAAAGCAACGAUUUAGCCAGUCUGGACCUCUCUGUGCUUUUUUAAUCCUUCCUGUGAAUACCUCAGCUUCAACUGGGCCUCCAUAUGUCAAUUGGUUGGCUUACUGUACUGUGGUGCUUUGCAAUGCAACCCUGCAAAGAACAAGAUUUAUACUAAUACCAAAGGUUCUUUCUCUAUCUCUCCUCCUCUGCCUCCCCCAUUCUUCCCUUUUUUUCUAGUUCUUCACGGUUCCAAAGCUUUACUAUGAACCUGGGCAUGUUGGCAAUGCAGACCGCGCAAUUCCUUACCGAACUUUCUCAGAUAUACCUCAUAGAUAAUAGUGUUUAGAGUAAUGUUAUUAUAGCGUAUGUAAUAAAUGAUUCACUGUUUCUUUUGGUAACUGUGAUUUUAAAAAAGAAAAAAGAAAAAAAAGCUUUAUACGUUUUAGGUUGUGCUUUUGUAAUAGAUGAAAAGGUGCGCUUAAAAAAAAAAAUGUAUGUUCUUUUUUUCCCCCUUUGGAUUUUAUUUAUUCUGGAUUGGGGAAAGUUGCAGAAUGAGCCCAAAGUUUACAGUUUCAUAUUUUGCUGAAGAAACAAUCUGUGUUCAUUUGCUCUGUUGAAAAAAAUAAUUAUUUUCUAUCUUUGUGCUACUUGGUCUGAACAAUUAAUUGUUCUGUGCUAACAGUGUAGUAUUAUAAUUAGCAACUGCCAGUCAGUGAUAUAAUUUUAUGCAUGAGGCUAAAAAUUUAGCGGUGUGAUGCAUUGUGGUCCUAAUAGCGACAUUUUUCAUUUUGAACUAGAUCUUCCCCUUUGGUUCAAUGGACUUUAUUUACGCAUGGGUUCCUAUUGUUUGUUAGCAGUUGUGGAACAGUUGUGUAUACAUUAAACUGUGAAAAUGUACACAGUUCAACCUCGGACUGUGGUAAUAUUGGUUUUACUGGGAGAUGUCUCAUCUCAAAAAUACCUUUACAUCUGUGGGAAUCUCGAAAUGAGUCAGAUCGAAUUGGAUUCAAAUUUUGGAAUGAGAAAGGUUAUUCUAAGUUUGAGCUAGCCAACCUGCAUUCCACAAAUUGAGGCCCUCAUGAGAUAAUAUCACUAUAUCCUAGAUGGGUUUGAAAAUAAGAAAUGAAGCAAGUCACCACUGCAUUUUUAAUUUUCACUAAAAGAAGUGUUUUAACCUUAUGUUCAUGACCUUAGACCCAACUGGCCAUGUAUUUGGAGAUGCUAAUUCAUCCAGCUCGGCCCCUCGUGGCUCUCUUCUUGAGAAUGGUUAUUUUUUUUAACUAUGUGUGGUUUCUUCUAAUGUUUUUGUUAUUAGGUCAGUUCCUCGUAGAAACUCAAAUGGCAUUACUAUCAAUAAUCCUUCUCUGAUAUUUUUGUCCACCCUCCUGGACAUCCUCACCAAUUGUUCUGGUGAUUUGGGCAAAAAUGCAUGGCCAUUCCCCCAAACUUGACCUGGGCAGCUAUAUUAUGGUUCUUCCUCCCAGAGUCAGAGGUGACUCGAUCUUACUUUUUACCUGCCCCAUGGUACAUCUACCUUCUAAAGGGGAAUAAAAGAAAAAGUGUUGGGAUCUGGUUUAGGAAAACCAACUUCCUUAAAUCCCCCAAUUAUCUGAGGUCUCUGGAUCUCAAAAAGUAUUUUUCAGUGGCAGCGGAUUGGGCAAACUUGUUCUUAUUUGGGUUCUAAGAUCCAUUGUCAAGUUUUAUACCUAUUUCCCAAACAGUAUGCUUGACGUGAAGCCAAAUCAACUGCCAAGCACACUUUAUUUUGCAUAGGAGAGUGCAGCUUAGGAAACAAUGGUAGAGAAGCAGCCAUCUGCUAUGCAAAAUAUUGGAAAUCACUGACAGUAGAGCAUUCAUAUGUGUCAGUGAGAAUAUAUUGGGAAUGUGCUCUCAAUAAUACAAAGAAACAUGUUUUCAUUUGGCCUUAUAAGGUAGAUUGCGAUAAUGAAAGCUCUGUAAUAUAUGGUCUUUUUAUUUUUCCCCUUAUUAAUCUGCCAAAGAUGGGAAUGGAUACAAACAUUUUAAAAUUGGCUUUUGUAAGACAUUGGAUGAUUGUAAUAGUGUUUACUCUUCCAGAAAGCUUUAUAUGUUCUUCCACAAUAAAAUGGAUAUUUAUUUCAGUAAAGUUCUCCUCCCAUACAAACCCACAGACUGUUUCUCUUCAUGUAGAUUUUGGAGUAUCUACAAAGUUCAAGUGCAUUUUUUGAUCCAAAGAAAACAGAGGGGUGUUUGAGACAUGAGCAUGCCCAGCCCUUUUUAUCACAAGCAACCAUGAGUCCGGCUUACUAGGAUUUGCCAAGAAGACUUGUCUAAUUGAAUCCAAGGUAUAUUUUGUUAGACCAUUUUAUGUCCUUUUUUUCCUUUAACAUUGUGGAAAGUGAUAUGUUGAAUCAAGUGUAAGCUGAGUUUUCCAGACAACUGAGGUAGCUACAUCGUAAUUGUUAUUUUGUUAUUAAAGGGUUUGUACUCAAUGCUUUGUGCCAAUGGCUAUCCUUUUCCUUGGAGACAUGGAACUGUAGGAUUACCUCAGCUUGGCCUCUUUUUUCUCUCCCGCCCUCAUGGGAGGGAUGUGGGCCUAGCCUGGGAAAUGGCAGGCCAUGGGCUAGAAGGUAGGUUUUGGCACUAGGAAGAGAUUUCCCUAUCUGUCAGCUUUAAAGAGAACUGGGCCAAAACUCUCUAACCUCUUUCUCUCUGGACCCCAACACUUUUCUGCCAUCCCUUGGCCUUGAGCACAUGCCAGCACAAAGGCAGACCCCAAUUCCUAUAGGAAAGGCAGGAAAAAGAAAACAAGCAACUUGAGAUCUUGUGUGAUCCACUCAGACACUCACCUUUCCCAUGUCGGGCUCCACCCAGCCAAGGCUAUGGCAGCUCAUCGGCCUGGUGUUACCUGGGACAUCAGAGGAGGCAUCUUCUUCCAUCCUGACUCUCAAACCGUUCAGGUUCCCUCCAUCUAGUGGGGAUCUUCUACAUAAGCUCCCUUUUACCCAUGCUUUUGGAAAUGGUUAUUUAGGAAAAAAGGAAGGUAUGGAAUGAGGUUUUCUAAUUUUUUUAAAAGUUAUAUUUUAGCUGUUCCCAAUUCUUUGAUCUGGAAAAAUACAAGAGGGAAAAGGGGACCCCACUAUGGCUCCAAGCUUUGCUGCCAUGUUGGGGCUGUGCACAUGCUGUUGAUUUUUUCUAGGGAGACAGGCUGAACCACAGCUACUGAACCAAACAAGAACACUGGCCCAUCGACAGUCAUUUGAUCUCUGCUUGAAAGGCCUAUGCAAAAAGCUGCAGCGUGUGGGAGUUCUCCCCCAUUCCCCUUCCUGUGUCUCAGCUUUGUAUUUAAGAGUCAGCUUACUGUCUGGGAAAGAUUUUUUUUCAGAUUAUGAUAGGGAACCUACCAUCUGGGAAGAAAGGUCCAGUAUCCAAACCCAUUGGAUGGGUGGUCACAUUAUUAACAGAUACUUCCCUAAAGGCAGAAUAUUAUUUGCUUUUUUCACCAUGUUCUUUUGUGCAGCACUAUCCCAAGCGGUGCCAGCAAACUUCUUACCAUAAAAGGUUGUAAAGCAGCCAGCAUAGUGAAAUUUCUGAAACAAAAACGUGAGCUUCACACUGACAAAUUGAUAAAAAGCCACUGAAGUUUGGAGGAAGGUCUGAGAUGAUACAGACAUGAUCUUGGUGUUGGUGUCUCUUCAGUCACCAAAUGUUAUUAACUUCUAGAGCAAUUCAGUCUUUUCUCUCCUAGUCUAGGAUGCUGAAGAACUUCACAGGCAAAGAUAAUCAGGGAUUGGCCAACACUGCAAUUAGUUCUCUUCUUCACCCUUCACUUUUCUCAAAGGUGUUUCCCUGGGCCAGCAAGAAAGAGCUAGGUCAGAUUUUUCAUCGUUCAAAUAUUCAAAUAUUUCCACCCAAAUAAUACUUUAUUAGCACAGGUACCGUAGGUGCUUUCUCAGUGACUUCUUAUAAGAGAAGCUAUCUUCCUGCCAAAGUGAAUUAACACAAGCUGCCAUAUCUUUUCUUCCAUUCUGUUUAGUCCUAAGGAUCUGAGUCAGUCCUGGAUCUUUUCUCACUUUAGUCUCUGGUCUCAAAUGUAUUUAUUUUGGUAUUAAAAAUACCUUUUAAUUUCACAUGCUGGGUUUAGAGCCUUUGUCUGUUGGUUGCUUCAUGGUAUUUAAAGGUGACUACAAUGAGGUGAAGAGAGAAGAAUUUGCCCCAGCUCUGUUUAAAGUUUUAAAAUGGAAAAGAGACCCAUUAUACCACAGGGAAAUGGCUAUAGACCUUGAGCCCCGCUGUCAAAGACUGUGCUCUGCCACCUACCUUCUAGGUCACUGUUCCAGAAGCCUAGCUCUUUAGUAGAAACCCAACUACCUUUAUAGGAUUCUUUCCAGAUCCCAAGAGGACAAGAGAUCGGAGAGUCACGUGCUCACCUCUUGUUUUAGUCCUUUGCUUUUGUAGAUGUUAUCUCCAGGAAAAUCAUAGGGGAAAACUUUAAACUGUUUUUUUUUUUUUUUUUAAGUUAAUCCCUUUAACACCAUCUCUCAUGUUUAAAAUCAGGAAAACACACCCCUAAACUGUAUACUCUCCCACUCUCCUCUGUUUUAAAAAAGAAAAUCCACACAUGCUAACCCACAUUCUUACUGAAUUUUUGCCCUGAGAUGUCUUUCCAAAGCAUAUUCUAAUCCAGAUUUUGCCCCAUCACAGACAUGUUGAAUCAGACUGUGCUAAAAGAAUUUCCAGGGAUGGUCAACAGGGUAUAUGUUCAGUGGCUGCCCUGAAGUCCUGGUAGUGUUGUGGAUCACACUUUGUUCAUGGAGAGGACGCUCAUCCUGUAAUGAGCUCCCAGUCCUUUGGAAGAUUUCUUUGGAUGUUAAUUGCAUUUUCAGUUUUGCUCAUUUCGUACCCCGAUGUUUUGUCUGCAACAUUGCUUACACUGGAUUCUUUCUAUUUUUAUUCCUAUCAUUAAAUGGUAGUGCUGUAAAUUCUGCAAUUAAUGUUAAAUAAACUGCUUUAAUUCAUUGACCAUG